CGAUUUUCAUAACCUUUGACCUUCAAUAUCUCAAGACGCACAAGGGUAGGCAUAUGAGAUUUUUUGGUGCUUCAUUGCCUUCAUUAGAACAUCAAAACGAAGGUCUCUGCAAAAAUUAAGCUUGUUCGGUCUCGUUCCGCAGAUGGCCUUUUUUUUGUCUUAUUUCCCUGGAUGGGGUAUUCGCCGGCAAUAGGCAACGCUGCAAAAAAACGAUUUCAUCUUGGGGAGUUUUAGCAUCCCAUAAUAUAGGGAAGUUUUCGAAAAAAAAAACUGUGAAAACGUGCCCGCAUUAUCCUCAGACCUCAGGAUGUUUACUUUUAAAGUGUACAGUACGGCAUUCCUUCAUUUUUAAAUUUUUGUUAAUUUUGAGGUACAUAUAGCUAAGUGCAGCAUACCCCAUCGUUCAUUCCUUCUACAUGAUAAAAAAUAUAAAUGUGAUCAAUUAUAUAGUUGCCUUGGGUGACUUUGGUUGUGGGUUUUCAUUUCGCAUAGCAUGUAAUUAUAGGUGUUUAUCAGUGAUAUGACAAAUAUAGGGAUUGAUGAAGUAUUGCGUAGAUUGUCGAUAAAGUUCAACAAAAUUUUUUACGACAGAGAAUUUGUUGAAUCUGUGAGUGAGGAUUUGGAAAGAAUAAUUAAUAAUGCGAAUAAAUGCUGCCUGCUAGUGUUUCCAUCUUUCAGUCCGAAUUACCUAAGAGUGGCUCGGUACCAAGCCAAAUUGUGCGAUCUCGCCGUUAUCGAAUUGAGAAGCGGUAGUUCUAAAUCAAUUGGAGUAUGCCAUAAAAAAUAUUUGUUGGUGCCAGAUCCCGAAGUAAAUGGAAAAAAGGAAGAACCUCAAGAACAAGAGCAGUCUAGUAAACAAAUGGCUGAAUCAACGACAAAUACAACGAUAAGAAAAAAACGGCCACCAAUUCAACUUUACAUCCCACCGGCUCAGAGAAAGUCUAGAUUAGGUGCAAUUUUAACAGAAAACAAAGAUCCAAUUAAAAAUGGAAAUAGACUGAAAAGUAGUAGUAAAGGAAAUAUUGUUAAGCCAUUAUUAGAUAAAUGUGAAAUUAAAAAUAUUGCCAUAAAAAAAGGCGUAGAAACAAAUAAUAUAAAAUUAAAUAAAGAAAAUAAUAGGACAAAAGCUAUUUAUUGUAGUGGAGAUGUAGACUAUUUUUAUCAAAACUUUUUUCCAUAUUUUAGUCAUAAGUGCAAUAAUUAUUAUUGUGUAAAGUUUUUUUUAUUUAAAGAGUUUUUUCCCAAUGCCAAAUUGCUCAUAUUUAGUAUAAAACGACUAAAAUACUCAUUUCACUGGAUACGAAGUAAAAAAGAAAAUCCAAAUAUAGUUAUGGAUGAUACAAAUCUUGAAAAUAGGACAAUUUUAGGAAAAAUAAAUUUAUCAAAAGAUAUUUGCAAAACAUCAAAUUUAGGUCUUUUUCUGUCUAAUUCACUUGACUUUACGGAAAAUCGAAAGACCCCUGACGAACUUCUCCAGUUUCAAAACUCGUAUUGCUUAAGUGGAAAGAGAUUUAUUUUUUAUUUACCAGACUAUAUGUAUAACUUCUAUGUAUCGGUACCUGAUUUUAAAAUUGUUCGUGAGGUGAAGCCUGAUGAAUAUUUACGUUGUUAUCCCAAGGUGGAGGAUUAUUUAGAUCUAGAAAAUUGUACUUUAGAAAAAUGUUUUAUGCUUCCUCAAAUAAUAUCAAAAGAGGUAGACUUAGAUAAUUUAUUAGCUGAUAAUUCAUCACUUCAAAAGGAAAAAUCUGAUAAUUGUGAUAACAAGUCUAAUGAAAAUUGUGCCAACCUAGAAGUCAGUGAUGAGAGAAUUCUAAGCCCUGGAAAGAAAAUGGUGGUAAAAGCAGUUGACAAGGUUAUAGUGUUGGAGGAAAGGAUAGAGUUGCCAAAAAUAGACUCGAAAAGUAUAUCUCCUCCACCAAUCGCUGUCAGAAGUAAACAAAACGAACACGAACAAGAAAAAGAAAUCAUGAGAAAAGCUAAACAGAAUAUUAAUAGGAAAACCAGACCUAUUAUAAAAUAUAUAGACGACGAUAAUGACACUUUGAAUAUUGGAAAAGGUGACAAUAUCAACAACUGGGAAGACUUAUUCAAUGAUGAUGGGGAAUUACAGGAUGAUAUUUUUGAUAAAGUUAUUCACAAAGUAGGUGCCGACGUUACUAUUUUGAAAGCAACCGAGGAUUAUUUAUCUUAUGGAGCAAAAGAAAUUGAAGAAUUGGAACAUAUGGUAGAAUUAUAUGAUUUCCCAUCAACAUUGGAAACAAAUGAUAUAAUAUCCUCUUUUUGUGAAAUCAAAAGCGACUCAAUGUAUGUUAAAUGGGUUGAUGAUACUCACGCUAUCUUAGUUUUGGGCUCUUCUUUACAAGCCCAGAAAGCAUUAGCACUCUCGAACCAAUUAAUAAAAGUACGUCCAAUGUCGGCAGCCAGUAGUUUAGCUUUAGAAAAAGCAAACCAGUUUGACUUAAGACCAGCUAUGAAAAGACCUCAAACUAAUUUGCAGACCGCUAGAAGACUUAUUACCUCGCAUUUAGGAACAAGGAGUAAAAUUAGUAGAGAACAGAGUUCUAAAGAACGAGAGGAUUUACGUCUAGCCAAAGAGUUAAAAAAGAAAACGAAGCAGAACGAACUAGAUGCUUGGGAAGGAAAUCUACGCUCAAGCAUUAAUAAUUAGACUUUGACUCAAACUAAUAAUGUGCCUUAUUAUACUCGUAAAUGGAUUAGUCCCUGUGACAUAUAGGUAAUUCAUAUUUUUUAAUUCAUGAAAAAAAGGCAAUAAAAAAGCUCCUGAAUGCCCACAAAAGCACACAGCCAGGGUCGGAUCUGGUUGUUUUUGCGUUCCUCAACAUAAUUUUUUAUUUUUAAUGAUGUUGAGUAUUUUAUUGCAACUUUAAGAAGUUUGAAAAUCAAUGCAAGUUAUUUUGAAACAUUUUUGAACAGUAUUUUCAACCAAAUCACCGAAUCUAUUAAAUUAUUUAUUUGAACGGAUUAGAGACUUGGGCAGUCACGAAAAUAUCACUUUUUAUUGGAAUAUGAAUUAUUUUAUACGGAGGCUACUUUAUAGCUUCAUAGCAAUUUGCUUUUGUGAUUUAUAUUUAUUUAUAUGUAGUAUAUUUAAAAUGUUUAGUCAUUUAAUAUUAUUCAAAUUUAGCAUUUUAUUCACAGAACCAGAACUAUGUAUAUUCUAUUGAUGAAUUAAUUAAAUUUGAUUCAGAUACAUGUAUGUUAUUAUAAAUUUAUGUUUUAUAAGUGUGUAGUACUUUCAUGGACCAUAAAACUUCAUGUGAACUAACUGAAUAUGGAUAGACAGCAUGAAUCACGAGGCGUCAGUUGUUAAGGAAAUGUUGAAUAAACAAGUAAAUUUAAAAAUUAUACUUUAUUGUCAAAUAAAAAUUAAUAAGUACGGUGGAUUCGCCCAAUUGUGAUUAGAGGGUAAAUGUGACACAUGCAAUUAUCUUGCAUCUUAAUGUCAGAACGGUAAAGCUGGCAACUCUGUAAGUACGCGGGCAUAUCACUUUAUUCCGCCAAAAAUUUUCAGUUGCUUCGUGAUCACAGUAAGAAAAAAGUAGGUUGCAAUAUUAUUUUUUCAAUUUUACUAUUUUGGUUUUCUAGUACAUACAAUUGUGUUACGUAUAUACCACAGUAAAUUUGGCCAAGUUUUAUAGCUGUUUACCUAGGUGAAGAUGUAAGGAGUGAAGAUUCUUUGUCGGAUUUUAACCUCAAUAUUUCAAAUUUUAAACUUGAGUGGGUGUCACAUUUAGGCUUCCAAAAAUUGCGAAUCGUUUAAUUGUGAUUCAAUGUAAUGUUUAAUUGUGACAUUCUGUCACAAUAUUAAAUAUUACCACGAGAAAUGAAGGGUUGAUUUCCUCAUUUACAGGUUCGAAAUGCCGAAAGAAAGGAUAAUGGUAAAAAGCUAUACGAAGGAGGACAUGGAAAAUGCAAUAAACUCUAUAAGAAAUGGGAUGUCUUGCAAAAGAGCAUCUAUGACUAUCAAAAUUCCCCGAUCAACCAUUAUCUCAAGACUGAAAGGGUGGAAAAAUAGAGCUCCCACAAAGUACGACAACCCCGGUAGAAUAACCGAUUUGUCUCCAGAGAUUGAGGCAGACCUCGCAAGAAAUUUGAAUGCUUUAAAUAAAUGGGGGUUUGGUCUUUCGAAGAACGAGAUCCUAUGUCUAGUAGGCACUUACGUGAAAGAAAACAAAAUCGCAACUAGAUUUAAAGAUGGAAUUCCUGGAAAAGACUGGUUCAUUGGAUUUUGUCGACGACACAACUUGUCUUGCAAGAAACCAAUAAAAUGACAAAGCAUUCGUACGGAGCGUACAACGCCAGAAAUAAUACAAUUUUUUUAAAAAUUGUAUGAGGAUACACUCAUGGAACUAGAUCUUUUGAACGCUCCAGAAAGAAUAUUUAACAUAGAUGAAACGUCACUUUGUAGCGAUCCAAGUAACACAAAGGUUGUGUCGCAGAGAAAUCAACCAGUUUUUCGUCACACGCACGGCACAGGAAGAAGCAACACAAGUAUUUUGUUCUGUAUUUCAGCUCACGGAAACAGACUACCGCCAAUUAUUAUUUAUAAGGCCAAAAAUCUAUGGGAUUUGUAGAUGCCUGAAGGCGCUUAUCCUAAUACUGGCUAUGCUGCAACUCCUCAUGGAUGGAUGACCGAGUCUGCAUUUUUUUCUUGGUGCAAAAACCACUUUAUAAAAUAUGGCCCCAAGGAAUGACCACUUCUAUUAAUUUUUGAUGGGCAUACUUCACAUGUUUCUGCAGAACUUGUAAAAUUGGCUAUUGCAGAAAAUAUAACAUUACUGAAACUUCCACCCCACACGACACAUGUCUUGCAACCCUUAGAUGCAGUGCCAUUUGGAACAUUCAAAAAAUGUGGGACGAAGAAUUAACCAUAUGGCAAAGAGGACAUUAUGGCAUUGCUUUAAGCAAGGCCGAGUUUUCUGUAAUGGUUGGAAAAAUUUGGGAGAAAUUGCCGAUUCAGUUGAUAAAAAAAUCUUUCCAAAUUACAAGCUUAUACCCAGUUAAUUUCAAUGCAAUAGACCUCAGAAAAUAUACGUCAUCGUCUUCAGAAAUAGAACACGAAAAUUCCGAGGAAACAUCGCAUCCACGGAACCUGGGACAUCUAACAUAAUCAGAGAGCAGCCUGGAACAUCGAGUAACAUAAAUGAAGAGCGGCCAUCUACAUCAGAAAAAAUACUGUUUGAAGAUCUUCUUUUGAAGAAAAUAUCUUUGGGUAAAAGCUCAUCGACAGAAAAAAAAAAGAGUUUCUCAAAAAUUUAGAAGAGCGGAGAAGCUGAAAACAGCUAAAAAAAGAACAAAAAAAAUUAUCAAAAAAAUGGACGACGAUGAUAGUAGUAGUAAUGAGUCCAUUCCCGAAAGUCUUGAUGCUCAUGAUGAUAAAUACGAUGAUAUUCAAACUUUAGAAGAGCUAGUAGAAGCAUAAAAAAGUGAUGAAGAAGAUGAUGAUAUUUCCAUUUCCGGUCCUCAAAUUGGCAGUUGGGUUAUUGUAACAUACAUUACAAAAAAGUCUCUUCGACGUUAUGUGGGAAAAGUAUUAAAUAUUGAAGAUGGAAGCGCAGAAGUUAAAUUUCUCAAAAAGUUUAAAUCAUAUUUUGUGUGGCCGGACACUGAUGACAUUGACACUGUUUCCAUAUAUGACAUUUACAAGGUUAUUCCAGCACCGGCAGAAGGGCGUAGAGGACAAUAGUUAUUUGUUUUACUAGGCAGAAAAGUACAGAUUUAUUGCCGCGGUUGGUGUUUAUAGCCGAGGCUAGGAAACCAGCCGAGGCAUUAAAUUUGCUUUUCUGCCAUGUAAAACAUAUAAUUUUUUCUCCGAAUGUUCAAAUUCACACAUGGGCAUCUUUUUUAUAUUUAUUUCAUUAAUUAUUAUUAUCCAAAUAAUUAAAUUAUUUUGACAAUUGUCAUUGUCACCAUCAAUUUCAAAUACCAAAUUGAGCGAAAUUAUUACCUGGAACGUUGUGACACUGUCACUUUUAAUGCCUAGGCAGUGAAAGUCCACUUUUACUGCCUAGGCAGUAAAAAUACAACUUUUGAUCCUGUCAACUGUCAUUAAAAGACCGGUUUUACUGUCAUUCGGAGAAAAAUAUCUUUUGCAUUAAGUUUUGAUGGAUUAUACAGGGUGUCCCAAAAAGAUACCGACAAACUUUAAGGGGUAGUAGGGGACAUCAAAACAAGCAUUUUUGUUUAUAUAAACAUAUGUCCGCAAAUGCGCCAUUUGGGCUGUAGAGCAAAAAAACUAUUUGAUACUUUUAUUCUUCGCAAUAAUUAAAUCACUGUUUACUUAUUAAUUUUGCUUUAUUAUCAAAUAAAUUAUGGUUUACAAUAAUUGUUCAAAAUGUUGACCACUUACUUCAAUGCAAAGAUUACACCGCCGGGUCAUUGACUGAAAAGUUUAGUCUACGAAACACCUGUUCGUAAUAAGGAAGAUCUGAUAGCAAGAAUACUGGGAGUUGUACCCAUGUAGAAGCUAUUCCCGGAAUAUUCCAAAGAGUUUGUGAGUUGAACAAUUAUUGUAAACCAUAAUUUAUUUGCUAUUAAAGCAAAAUUAUAAGUAAACAGUGAUUCAAUUAUUGCGAAGAAUAAAACUAGAUACCAAAGAGUUUUUUUGCUCUACAGCCCAAAUGGCUCAUUUGCGGAAAUAUGUUUAUAUAAACAAAAAUGCUUGUUUUGAUGUCCCCUACUACCCCUUAAAGUUUGUCGGUAUCUUUUUGGGACACCCUGUAUAUUGAAUAAAAACAUAAAUGUAUGCUAUUUUUACCUACUAGUUUCAAGAAGACUGAUUUUCUUUAAUUUGUAUUUUUCUAUCAUUAGAAUGUCCAUUUAUUUUUUGAUUAAACUAUUUAAAAACAUAUAUAUUUUUUUUCGGCUAAAUGUGACAUCAAAUUACUUCCCAAUAUUUUUUUUGAGUUUAUAUGUGACACAGAGUGGAUCACAAUUAACUUCGCAGCUUAUAGAACGCUUUCAUCGUAAAACUUAACCCAGAUCACAUUUACCCGCUAACCAGUGUCACAUUUAAAAUUUAUGGGGUCCAAUUAUUGUGACACCUAGAAAUAUUUUUAAAAAAUAUAAUAAAACCCAUGUUUACUUGAAACACAAUACAAAACAUUAUACAACAUAUAAGACUAUGUAUAUUCUUACCACAGAUACGUUGAAAUCGAUGAUUUAAAAAAAAAUAAAGUCUCAAUGAUUUUUUUUGUGCUACUGAACGAAAAGUAUGUCACAAUUAGGCGAAUCCACUGUACAUCAUUUUGUAGACAAAGGCUUAAAAUUAAAAAUACUUAUAUAAUAUAUUAUAUCUACUUAUAUACAAUUUCAAAACAAACAAAUAUAAACAAAUUAACUGUGAACAUUGAACAAUAAUAAAUGAAGUUCAAGUGUGUUUUAUUUGAAUCUACAAGAUCCUACAGUAACUGCUAUACAGGGUGUCCGGUAAGUAUAUGUCAUACUAUCGGGAGCGUAUUAGCCAUUCCGGUCACGUGACUUUGACAGGUCCGCCAUAUUUGCUGAGGGGCAGACAAAGCCUAUAAUAGAUCAUUAUUGUCUACAAUGGCCGUUUUCGAUUCGCAACGGUUCGGCCUUGGUUGGUUCGGAUAUGACAGAAGUUGGUUGACAGCUUUUGAAUUUGGUCGACAGCUUUUGAAUUUGGUCUGUCAAAAAAGGCGCCAUUAGGGAUUCGAACGACCUGUCAAAAAGUGCGUUGUGGGCGGAAGUUCAUUAUCCCGUAUAUGAGAGUAUGGAAUUGAAAGCUUUUGAAGUGCAUUUUGUGGUUGUUUUGUGAAUGAACUUUUUUUAUUUUAUUGACUUCAUUAGUGUUUCUUCUGAUUAAAAAUGCCACAAACGUGUCUUGUAGUUGAUUGUGGAAGUAAUUUCAACAAGGUAACAAGGAUGUCAGGCUUUUUUCAUUGCCCUCUGUUUCAAAAUUUUCCAAUUAAAACGUGAAAAAUUUUCACUACCACUGUUCCUACAUCUAAAAUUAAGCCAGACUCAAAAUAUUUGUGAGAAUCUAAGCUUCUGUAGGCUUUCAUUUGCUCAUUGAUGUGAAAUUUGUGAAAACUGUGGGUUAAAAUGUCAACUGGACAUUAUUUCAAACUAACCGUUCGCCCACAUCCCGACUUUCCUGCAUUUAAG
Messenger RNA from Ceutorhynchus assimilis (cabbage seed weevil), 8148 nucleotides. The record is from the annotation of a GenBank genome assembly. NCBI's taxonomy places the organism in Eukaryota, Metazoa, Arthropoda, Insecta, Coleoptera, Curculionidae.